Messenger RNA from Mercenaria mercenaria, 819 nucleotides. RefSeq lists its product as uncharacterized. The transcript is spliced from 2 exons. NCBI's taxonomy places the organism in Eukaryota, Metazoa, Mollusca, Bivalvia, Venerida, Veneridae. Gene Ontology annotation, molecular function: mating-type factor pheromone receptor activity. The record is from RefSeq and is a predicted model, not a curated record. Bases 1 to 819 code for a protein of 272 amino acids. Gene Ontology annotation, biological process: G protein-coupled receptor signaling pathway. Gene Ontology annotation, cellular component: membrane.
AUGCUGUUUGUGUUACUGGUGUUCAGUUCAGUGCUGUUUGUGUUACUGGUGUACAUUUCCAUACUGUUUGUGUUACUGGUGUUCAGUUCAGUGCUGUUUGUGUUGCUGGUGUACAUUUCCAUGCUGUUUGUGUUACUGGUGUUCAGUUCAGUGCUGUUUGUUUUGCUGGUGUACAUUUCCAUGCUGUUUGCGUUGCUGGUGUUCAGUUCAGUGCUGUUUGUGUUACUGGUGUACAUUUCCAUGCUGUUUGUGUUGCUUGUGUUAAGUUCAGUGCUGUUUGUGUUACUGGUGUACAUUUCCAUACUGUUUGUGUUACUGGUGUUCAGUUCAGUGCUGUUUGUGUUGCUGGUGUACAUUGCCAUGCUGUUUGCAUUGCUGGUGUUCAGUUCAGUGCCGUUUGUGUUACUGGUGUUCAGUUCCAUGCUGUUUGUGUUGCUGGUGUUCAGUUCAGUGCUGUUUGUGUUACUGGUGUUCAGUUCCAUGCUGUUUGUGUUACUGGUGUUCAGUUCCACGCUGUUUGUGUUGCUGGUGUUCAGUUCAGUGCUGUUUGUUUUACUGGUGUUCAGUUCCAUGCUGUUUGUGUUGGUGGUGUACAUCUUUAUGCUAUUUGUGUUACUGGUGUUCAGUUCCAUGCUGUUUGUUGCUGGUGUUCAGUUCCAUGCUGUUUGUGUUACUAGUGUACAUCUCCAUGCUGUUUGUGUUACUGGUGUUCAGUUCCAUGCUGUUUGUUGCUGGUGUUCAGUUCCAUAUGCUGUUUGUGUUGCUAGUGUACAGCUCCAUACUGAUAUGAAGAUGGAAGGAGUUAGAGACAGACCCUGA